GAAGUGAGCAGUGAACCCAACCAGUGUGAAGUUAGCUGCAGUGGCGAUAGCACGCGUAGUGUUUCGUUCUAUAAAUUAUAAUAAUAUUAUUAUUGUCAAACUAUUUGUUUAAUAGAGUUUUCAAUCUUAAGGAAGAAUGGCAAAGGUUGCGACGACGGAAGCGCUGAGGUUCAUGACAGAUUGUCUGAAGGCUGUGGGCACCGCUGCGAAGGCAGCUCAGCAACAGGCGGAACUGUUGAUUGAAGCCGACAGACUUGGACAUCCCAGCCAUGGACUUAACAGACUCGAGUUUUACGUGAAUGAUGUAGAAUCCGGUGCUUGUCAACCGAAUAACGAGCCAAUAAUAUUAAAAGAAACCCCGUCAACAGCGUGGAUUGACGCUAAUAUGGUGCUGGGUGCUACCGCUAGUCAUUUCGCGAUGGAUGUCGCCAUAAGCAAGGCGAAACAGACUGGUGUGGGAUGGGUUUCUGUCAAAGGUUCAAAUCACAAUGGUAUGGCUGGAUAUUGGGCUCGACAAGCAGCUAAUAAGGGCAUGAUUGGAAUGGCAUUCACGAAUACUUCACCGCUAUUAGCGCCAACCAGAAGUAAACAGUCAGCACUGGGCACAAAUCCAAUAUCGGUGGUGGCACCAGGAUCUGAUUCUGAGACUUUCUACUUGGACAUGGCAACAACCGCAGUAUCUGUUGGAAAGAUAGAAAUGCAAAGACGCAAAGGAGAACCCCUACCCAGUGGAUGGGCACAAGGACCAGAUGGUAAAGAAACACGCGAUGCUAAUUUGGCUUUCCAAACCGGUUGUUUGAUGCCGUUGGGCGGCUCCGAGCAAACUUCUGGUUACAAGGGAUAUGGAUUGGCUGCUAUGGUGGAACUCUUUUGCGGUAUAUCAUCAGGUUCAAAUUACGGCCACCACAUUCGGUCCUGGUCUCAUAGCGGCGAAGGUGGACCCGCCAACCUGGGUCACUGUUUCGUUGCAAUAGACCCUGGUUGUUUUGCCCCCGGCUUUGGUGAUCGGUUGGCUGACUGCAUGAAACACUGGAGGCAGUUGGAACCGACAGAUCCAAGUCUGCCGGUUCUGGCGCCAGGAGAUAAAGAAAAGGAAUUUGCAGAGAACACGGAUUCUGAGGGUAGUGUGUCGUACGUUGAGCAACAGAUAAAGUCUAGUGCGGCCUUAGCUAAACGUCUUAAUGUUAAGCCAAUGAGUGUUAAGUAAUAGUAUAUUUCAUUACGAGUGCGGCAAGCCUGUCAUUGCAAAGAGUACCGACAAAUGUCUAACCUCACCUUCGGCGCACGGAACAAGUUGCAAUGACGGUUCCGCACGUGUACUGAACAACUAUUUUUAAUACAGUUGCGAAAAAAUGAAGCAAUUUAAUAGAAAACUAACGAAUCAUUUAUUUCUUAUAAAAAUUAUAUUAAGUUUUAUAAAAGUUAUAAUAAAUGAAACCUAACCCAACACAUUGAAUCAAAUCAUUAAAUCUGAUAUUGAAACAAAUUAGUUGCUUCUUUUUUGAAAUAUUUUCAUGAAUCAUAAAAACUUCUAUGAUUUUUUUUUAAAAAACUUCGUGGUUGGUUUUUUCUUUUUAUUAGACAUUAUUUUGACAGUUGGGAAAGAGAAAGCACGAGUUCGGAGAAGGUAAAGAAAAAGCUCGAGUUUAUAAUUUCUUGCAAUACGUCACUUUUUGAGCAACUGUAUUAAAAAAUACAUUAUCAUUCAUCUUUUAUAAGGGAAAGUAAAAUUUGAAAAACAUCAUUUUAUGAACGAUGCGGGAUUCGAACCCACGACCUCCGGCGUUCCGUGCCGGUGCUCUAACCAACUGUAAAAUAGAUCCUGUAGAUGAAGCCACAACCUGAGAGUUGAGCAAAGCAAACAGAAUUUUAUAACGAGGCGGUACUCGAACGGUUAGCUCAGUUGGUUAGAGCACCGGCACGGAACGCCGGAGGUCGUGGGUUCGAAUCCCGCAUCGGUCAUAAAAUUUUGUUUUUCAAAUUUUAUUUGUGUAUUAAUCCUAGAAGUGAGGGUUAUCAAUUUAAAAACAUAACAUAUUGUUAAGGGAAAGUAAGUAAAAAAUAUAUGUAGAACAUCUUAGCGAUAAAUAGACGAUACAAGUGGGAAGACGCGGUGCGGGGGGGAAGAGGAUGCUUGCCGGCGAACACUACUUUAGUGCCGGUAGAGCAGUAAGGGCUAGCACUUCUUUUUAAACCGUAAUAAUUUACAAAAUUAUCUGUUUCAAUCUGCCUACUAGUAAAUGUAAGUAUUAUUUUCAAAUAAGUUAAAUUUAUUUUAAUUAGUAAGUGAGUUUUCAAUAAAAAGGUUAGGUUAAUAAAGAGCGAAGAUGUUAAUUUGUGUUUUAUAGAUUUUAUGUUAGCGACGCUACGAAUAACAAUCCGAUCGAUUGAAAAUAAUUGUUAGUAGAUGUGUGUCGACACCCCUAUUGGCAGGGAAUAGGGAUGUCGCGUACAAUCAACGCUAUUCGCGAAGAUGUUCUACUUUAAUUGGAGUCGCGCGUAGUAGAUAUCAACGAAAAUUAUUUUUUACAAGCGACUAAAGGGUAAGACAAAACACCUUAAAUAUCUGCUUAUAAUUUUAGGUUAUAAAUAAUUUUUGAGACUAGGCCUAUUAAAAGUUAAGUAACUCUUUAGUAUUUAAAAAAAAUACUAAUAUGUGAUAUUAUACAGGAACAGACAUAAACUUAUAAUGCCUACUACUCGACUAAGUCAAGUUAGUAAGUCUUCUGUGGGGCGAUGUAUAUGCUUUUACAAAAUCCCAGAAAAUGUACAAUUCAAAUACGAAAUUCAAAAGAAUAGUUAGAAAAUGUUUGUGUGGUAAAAGUUACUAUAACAUAAAUGCCUUGCUUAGUGAUACCACAGAUUGGUAAUGGAGCGUCCGCCCUUAGGUUAUUGAAUAAUAACUUUAAUUGUGCGAUAUUACUUUGAAACCAUAUUUUUUACGAAAACAGCCCGCUGAGUUUGUUGCGCCCGUUCUUCCCAGGUCUGAAGCAUAGGUACUUUUUGGAAUGAGUGGUAGUUUUUGACUUUAGAUAAGUGAUAUUAUAUCCGAUUUUGAAUAAAUAUAUUUGAAUUUUUAAAAACACAUGAUUUAUUCUAGGACAAUAUUAUAUAAUUUUCUAGAUUAACACUGUUUUCUGAUAACAGCUUUUAUAUUAUUAGACGUUAAGUAAACAGAUUUAUAUUUAAAUAAAUAUUUUACCGACUGUAUUUUUUUUUAUAUACGUACUCAUAUAAGUAUUAAUAGGUAUAAAAAUGAUCAUUUAAAAAAAUUAAUUAUGUAUUAUCGUCCGGAAAUUGUAGCCAUUGUAAACGUAGUUCGGAUGUUAUCAGAUCAAAUCGAUUUUUUAUCGACUUUAUAAUUCGCAAUUUUGUAUCAACUUUUUAAUAAAUGUUUAUUUUUCUUUAAA
This is a messenger RNA of Leptidea sinapis, 3410 nucleotides long. RefSeq lists its product as uncharacterized. The transcript is spliced from 9 exons. The record is from RefSeq and is a predicted model, not a curated record. Lineage: Eukaryota; Metazoa; Arthropoda; Insecta; Lepidoptera; Pieridae. Bases 137 to 1207 code for a protein of 356 amino acids. Gene Ontology annotation, molecular function: oxidoreductase activity.